Messenger RNA from Frieseomelitta varia, 809 nucleotides. Its product is annotated as endocuticle structural glycoprotein SgAbd-2-like. The record is from RefSeq and is a predicted model, not a curated record. Gene Ontology annotation, molecular function: structural constituent of chitin-based larval cuticle. The transcript has 4 exons. Gene Ontology annotation, cellular component: chitin-based extracellular matrix. Lineage: Eukaryota; Metazoa; Arthropoda; Insecta; Hymenoptera; Apidae. Bases 63 to 635 code for a protein of 190 amino acids.
UAAACAGAGGCAAUGGGAAGGGAAAAUCUUCUUGAGCGUCUUCAUAUAAAUGCUGGCAGUACAUGUACACGAUACUGUUGAUUCGGUCUUGUUCAAACCGACAUCACAUAGCGACCAUCAUCAUGCAGCACGUAUUAUUGGUGUUUGCAUUAUUCGGCUGCGUUUUAGGACAAUACGGUGCAUUUCGCGGUUUCCCAAGUCAAAAUGCUUAUCGACCGACGCCUAGGCCAACCUAUCAACCAACAAUACAACCGCAAUAUACACCUCAGUAUAAUCCUGGAAGGUUCAUAGCCAUACGUAAUCAACAAAAAGAUACCUAUCCAGAUGGAACUUAUACAUUUAGCUACGAUACUGAAAAUGGGAUUUCAGUUGCCGAAAGUGGACGACCUCAAGGUACUCCGCAGGGACAGAGCGAGGUUGUCCAAGGAAGAUAUUCAUACACUGCACCGGAUGGAACUCCUAUCACUCUGGAGUACACAGCGGAUGAGAACGGUUUCCAUGCACAAGGUGCACAUUUACCAACUCCCCCUCCCAUUCCAGAAGCAAUCAGACGAGCUCUUGCUGCUAAUCCACCUGGACCCGAUAAUUCGGAUUAUAGACAACCAUAUAAUCCGAAUCUUUACCGAAGAUAUUAAACACUAACUAACCAAAUGAUUCUUAUAAAAAUUUCUAAGCUUGUAUUUAAUCUUUAUUGCCCUACGAUCCGAUCAAAUGUACAUAUAUAUAUACAUAACAAAAGUACCAAAAUUUGAAACUAUAUAAUAGUCAUUAUACGAUAGAUAAAUAAACCUUUUUAUCCUCUCUCACUA